UUUUUCUACCAGUAAGCCUCUUCUCUUCUCCCUCUCUGGUCUCGCACCCUCAACACAGAAAGACACACACACACAAACACAGAAAAAAAACCCCAUUAAACUCUUGGUGGGUGCUUUCAAAAAUUUGAUAUUUUCACACCAUAAAAUUUUCACCUCAUUAUCAGAUCCAAGCUGCUAUUUUUUACCAGGUUUGGAGGUUUUAAUACAUAUGAAUGGCGUGGAGGGUGGCAGGGAAAAAGGGUACCUUAAUUAGUCUUACAAAGGAACUGGCAGUAAGAUCCAGGCAUGCUCCAGCGUCAGUUUCCAAAACCGACCUUGAAGAGGCGCAGAGAAAAAUUCCAGUUUUGUUUGGACAACUACAAGGAUGCUUCCGGAAUGCAGAUCAAUGGAAGUCAAACUACGGCAACCUCCUAACAUGCAGAUCUUCAAUAAGGUAUUUUCAUGCCAGUCUAGAAGCACUGGCUUGGAAAAAAGAACCCGAAGCUUUGGGUUUGAAGAUACAGAAGAAAGGGAAAUUCAAGAAAAGGACAAAGGAUUCCUCGCCACCUGUUGAAGCUCCUUAUGUGCCUCCCAAACUAAAAAGAGCUGCUAACUCCUCCUUAUCAGAUAAAACUGUAGAGAUAUUCGAAGGUAUGACAAUUGUUGAGCUCGCCAAGCGUUGUGGAGAGUCGAUAUCUGUCUUGCAGGAUAUCCUUAUAAAUGUAGGGGAGAAAGUUGACUCAGAAUAUGAUCCUCUUGGCAUCGACAUUGCCGAGCUCGUUGCGAUGGAAAUUGGAGUAAAUGUUAGGAGGCUGCAUUCAAACGAAGGUGCUGAAGUCUUGCCACGUCCGCCAGUGGUUACAGUGAUGGGUCAUGUUGACCACGGUAAAACAUCCCUUUUAGACGCUCUACGUCUCACAUCUGUGGCUGCUAAGGAAGCUGGAGGCAUAACUCAGCAUUUGGGUGCGUUUGUUGUUGGAAUGCCUUCUGGGGCAUCGAUCACGUUCCUUGACACUCCUGGUCAUGCGGCAUUUAGUGCUAUGCGACAAAGAGGUGCAGCGGUCACUGACAUUGUUGUUUUGGUAGUUGCUGCUGAUGACGGCGUUAUGCCACAAACGCUGGAAGCGAUGUCCCAUGCAAAAGCAGCUGAUGUUCCCAUUGUUGUUGCCGUUAAUAAAUGUGACAAACCGGCAGCAAAUCCUGAAAGAGUGAAGAUCCAGCUCGCAACAGAAGGGUUGGCUCUCGAAGAGAUGGGUGGAGAUGUUCAGGUUGUUGAAGUCUCUGCUGUAACUAAAAUCGGGUUGGAUAAGCUGGAGGAGGCAUUGCUUCUCCAGGCUGAGUUAAUGGAUCUGAAGUCACGUGUAGAUGGACCCGCCCAAGCUUAUGUGGUCGAAGCAAGGGUUGAUAGGGGACGGGGUCCAUUGGCUACUGCAAUAGUGAAAGCUGGAACCCUUGUCUGUGGUCAGCAUGUUGUCGUAGGUACUGAGUGGGGAAAGAUCAGGGCUAUCAGGGAUAUGCUAGGAAAAUCAACCGAUAGGGCUAGACCGGCUAUGCCUGUGGAGAUCGAAGGACUCAAGGGGCUUCCGAUGGCCGGUGAUGACAUUACCGUCGUCCACUCUGAGGAAAGGGCAAGGAUGCUUAGUGAAGGGAGGAAAAAGAAAUUUGAAAAAGAUAGACUUAGGAAGAUGCAAGCGGAAAAAUCAGGAGCUUUAAUAGCAGAAGCUAAUUCAGAAGACGAAGAAGGAGAAGAGAAGCCAAAGAGGGUUGAAAUGACAAUGAUAGUAAAAGCAGAUGUUCAAGGAACUGUUCAAGCCGUUACAGAUGCAUUGAAGAGUUUGGAUAGUCCUCAGGUUUUCGUGAACAUUGUCCAUGGAGGAGUGGGGUCUAUUUCUGAGUCUGACGUGGAUCUAGCACAAGCUUGUGGGGCAUUUAUUGUCGGAUUUAACAUACGAAAUCCACCUAGUUCAAUAAGUCAAGCAGCAACUCAAGCUGGCGUUAAGAUAAAACUCCAUCGUGUGAUCUAUCAUCUUUUAGAGGAUAUUGGCAAUUCUAUUGUUGAAAAAGCCCCCGGGACAUUUGAGACACAGGUUGCGGGAGAGGCACAGGUACUGAGCAUAUUUGAGAUUAAAGGAAGGAGCAAAGCGAAGGGAGAGGACGUUAAGAUAGCUGGUUGUCGUGUGAUGGAUGGCCGACUCACCAGAUCAUCGACAAUGAGGCUUCUUAGAAGUGGUGAGGUUGUUUUCGAAGGAUGUUGUGCAUCGCUGAAGCGUGAGAAGCAGGAUGUCGAAGCAGUUGGAAAGGGGAAUGAAUGUGGACUUGUGAUUCAAAAUUGGGUUGACUUUAAGGUUGGAGAUGUCAUCCAAUGCUUGGAACAAGUCAACAGAAAACCCAAAUUUAUUUCAUCGCAAAGCGGCGCUGUCAGAAUAGAAUGUUGAUAGAAUUUUCACUAAGAAAUGAGUAACUUUCUUUGACAAUGUAGGUUAUCUAUCUCUGUUUUUUUGAGUCCAAAACCUAGGCCUUAUUGUUCUAUUUAUUCUUGAGUAGAUGUGAAACAAUUUUACUGUAUAAAACCCUAAAGUAAACCCUUUACACUGAACAACAACAAUUAUACAGUGUAUGUUCAUUUUUACCUAGAGAGAGCAAAUCCUUUCUUUGGAGUUGAACAUAAUAAAUGUUGUAUGCUACAGCUAUACAAAACAAUUUUGGUAUUACAUACAGGACACUAUGAACUACUAAUA
Messenger RNA from Nicotiana attenuata, 2717 nucleotides. RefSeq names its product translation initiation factor IF-2. The transcript is spliced from 8 exons. The coding region runs from base 213 to 2414 and encodes 733 amino acids. Lineage: Eukaryota; Viridiplantae; Streptophyta; Magnoliopsida; Solanales; Solanaceae. Gene Ontology annotation, biological process: translational initiation. Gene Ontology annotation, molecular function: GTP binding; translation initiation factor activity; GTPase activity. The record is from RefSeq and is a predicted model, not a curated record.